This is a messenger RNA of Yamadazyma jaroonii, 501 nucleotides long. Lineage: Eukaryota; Fungi; Ascomycota; Pichiomycetes; Serinales; Debaryomycetaceae. The record is from the annotation of a GenBank genome assembly.
AUGAUACCAGAAUCAGGAAAGAAACUAAUCAAGUCCACUCGAUUCCUCCAUUUAGCUACCAGCCACAAUGACUUUCCUCAUGUUUCAUUGAUGAAUUACACAUACUAUGAAGAUGGGGAUAAUCAAUUCAUCGUUAUUUCCACACCCAAGGAUACUACGAAGUAUGAGAACAUUACUAAGAACAACAAAGUAUCCAUGUUGAUUCAUGAUUGGAUCAGUGACAAGAAAGAAGAAAAUGGUAGAAGAAACUCUUUAUUCGAGUUAAUCACCAAUCUCAACAAGAAUGAAUUGAAUUCAGUGUCAGUGAUGUUAAAUGGUGAAUGUAAGGUGUUACAACCCACUGAUGAGAAAUUUCAGUUCUUUAAAAAUUUACAUUUGAACAAUUCCAACAUCGAUAAUAAACAAUUGGAUAACUAUGCUAACGAUGAAUCAGCAUUGGUACUUAUUACUAUUUCCAAUUGUAAAAUCACUGAUAUUAAUGAUAACAUCCAAGAAUAUUAG